This is a messenger RNA of Nematolebias whitei (Rio pearlfish), 2011 nucleotides long. It is a transcript of the gene tbcb, whose product is annotated as tubulin folding cofactor B. Gene Ontology annotation, biological process: cytoplasmic microtubule organization; post-chaperonin tubulin folding pathway; tubulin complex assembly. The coding region runs from base 174 to 911 and encodes 245 amino acids. Gene Ontology annotation, molecular function: alpha-tubulin binding; microtubule plus-end binding. The record is from RefSeq and is a predicted model, not a curated record. Lineage: Eukaryota; Metazoa; Chordata; Actinopteri; Cyprinodontiformes; Rivulidae. The transcript has 7 exons. Gene Ontology annotation, cellular component: microtubule plus-end; cytoplasm; nucleus.
AACUUUCCAGAAUAGGGCGUAAACGGAAACUGCUGCGUGACAGUGCGGUGAAAAUACAUUAAGUUUACAAUUUUUUUUGUAGCAUUACAGUAACUCUGGAUUUUUAAAACGUAUACUGUCGGCUGUUGUCCUCACGAGUUGUUCCCUGUGUUGAAAAAGUCUUGUCGUGGAGGAUGGACGGCGGAGUAGUCAUAGUUACCAACUCCGUUGUGGCAGUUCGUGUGACCAGCACCCUGUCCUCCUUUGAGUCGCAGCGCAAAUUUGACAGAGGAAUUACUGUAGCAGAGCUGAAGGGAAAACUGGAGAUGAUUGUGGGUGUUCCUGCCUCCUCCAUGGAUCUGGAAAUUUUUAGUGUCUCUGAUAAGUUCUUACAGAAAAUGGGCAACGAUGAAGCUUUACUUGGUUCCUAUCCUGUGGACAACAACUGCAGAAUACACGUUAUUGAUAAAAGUGGUCAGGUGGGCGAAUUGUUUGACGUUUCCAAAGUGGAAAAGUUUGAGCUCUCAAAUGAAGCAUAUGGUCAAAGGACAGACUCUGCAAGGUCAUUUAUGAAAAAACACCAGUUCGGUCAUUACAACGAGGAUCUGGUUGCUAAGAAGAAAUCUGAGCUCACUGCUCAGGAAGAACAACAGAAGUCUGCUGCUGAUGCCAUUUCUGUGGGCAACCGCUGUAAAGUGGAGGUUUCUGGGCAACCCACGAAACUUGGCACUGUCAUGUAUGUUGGCACAACAGAUUUCAAGCCUGGUUACUGGGUGGGUGUGAAGUAUGACGAGCCCCUAGGAAAGCACGACGGAACGGUUCAGGGGAAAAAGUACUUUGAAUGCGAGAACAAAUACGGAGGGUUUGUGAAGCCGAUGACUGUGACGGUGGGAGACUUCCCUGAGGAGGAUUACGGUUUAGAUGAGAUGUAGAACUGGUUAAAACUUAUUUUUCUUUAUUUUGGUCAGUCCUUUGACCUGAUAUUGAAGCAUCUUCUGCUCAUAAAUCAGAAGGAGAGUCAUUUUCCUGCAACUUCAAGGUUUUUUUUGUUUUUUUGUGCUUUUCUGAAGAGUGUGAUCAAAAAGCACUUAAACGUCAUGUUUAGUUUUUUCCUGCAACAUAGAACAAGGCAAUCUUCAAGUUGAAAUUAUAAUAAGAAAAUCACAACGAAUUCAGUCUUUAAGUGUUUCAGAAAGGAACUUCAACCUAUUAAUGGAUUUUGUUAUUUCACUCCAUGCACCUCUAAUAUAUUUAGUGUUAACUUUACUGCUUAAAUUUUUAUUUUUGAUCCAUGUCAGUGUGCUUAAAAUGACUAUAUGCAAACAUUCAUAAUUAACCGUAGUCCUGGUGGACUGUACAUUUCUUUGUAAUCGUCUCAUGUUGAAUAAAUGGAAAAGUUACACUAACACACGUUGACAAAUUACUUGUGUAACCAGUUCAUCUCAUUUGAUGUUACUUUAGUUCUGUACUCUGUUUGAAUGUGUAUUUUUUCUUGAAAGUCAGGCCUAAGGUCACCAUAAACUGUAGUGCUCAUUGUGCUCCUGAGAAACACAGCUCCAUGUUUUUAAUUUGCUCUUUUGAUUUAUAGUAAACUUUUAGUUUUGCUUCAUAUUGCUGUACUUGGCACUACUACUGCUUUUAGACACACCCGCAGUAAACAAAACAUAUCUUUAAUUUCUUUUGUUCACGUGUAGUUUGUAAAAUGGUCCAGUUGUGAGUGAACACUGCUAUGCUAAAGUCUGUAGUUUGUUGUUCAGGGGACGAAAGUCGUGGGAAAGUGUCUUUACACAAAUGAAAAAUGUUGAUUCUUAAAAAUGCAAAAUGAGAAUGGACGUAUUGAUCAAUGGACCAGAAAUUUGAACUUUGUUCAUUCUUUGCUGGAUUUGUGUUAUUUAAAGACAUAAUUCACCUUAGACCUCCUGUUUCUAAUUUGUCCUCAACUUGUGGUUACGUCACAUUAUUUUCAAAGUACUGCGUAUCUUAAACAACUGAAGCAAGUUUGAAUAAAGAGAAACAAAGUGGCUCGAGACUU